This is a messenger RNA of Suhomyces tanzawaensis NRRL Y-17324, 456 nucleotides long. RefSeq names its product Ctf8p (gene CTF8). The record is from RefSeq and is a predicted model, not a curated record. NCBI's taxonomy places the organism in Eukaryota, Fungi, Ascomycota, Pichiomycetes, Serinales, Debaryomycetaceae. Gene Ontology annotation, cellular component: Ctf18 RFC-like complex. The transcript has a single exon. Bases 1 to 456 code for a protein of 151 amino acids. Gene Ontology annotation, biological process: mitotic sister chromatid cohesion.
AUGCCGUCUGCUAGUAUAGACUACUCGCGGGCCAACGCCAUCCUUAACUACGACACAGAAGUCUCGAAGCUUGAAGGUCAAGAUGGGGUGAUUUCCACUCCAUUUGGGCUUUCCAUCCUUGAGAUUCAGGGCGAAUUGAACAUUCCCACCGAACCACCAGCCUCGGACCAUACAGAUGCUGAAUAUGUACUGAACUUCAUAACAGUGGAUCAAGUCUACCAUGCUGUCAAAUGUGGAAAUCUUGAAUUCGAUGCUGCAGACCCUAAAAAGGCAACCCUCUUCAUCGGAAAGUCACAAAGAUUAUUGGGGUCAGUGGUGAAUUUAGAAACCCCAUUGGCAGUUUUGAAAGUUCCUCUCGGAGGAUCUAGCGAACAAGAGGAAAACACACAAAUACAAAUGGUCGAUAUAAUACGAAACAAAAUCAUAUUCAAACAACGGCCUUUACCUAUCAUGUGA